AUGUCUUCUUUUACUGAGUGGUCUGACGCUCAGCUUCGUCUUCUCAUCAACGAACUAAGCUUAACGAACAAGAGAAUACCAACUUUUUCCUCAACGGCCAAAAGAUAUAGAGAAGGAACUGGAACCAAGAAGAGUUUGGUGGGAAAAAAAUAUACAAAGAGUUCUCAGAGAAGUUCUGAACUUCCAUUCGAGCAAGUGCGUAAUGAAAAUGUUAGUAGGACGAGUUCUCACGAGACAUCAGCCUCCUCAAUCUCACCUGAACGGCCCAAAGAGAAAUCAAGUUCUGCCAUUGGCGUCUCCAGAAAAUCAUUAUCACUUGCAAAUCCUGUCGAAACACCUAAUAUUUCCAGACCUAUUACUCCAACAUUACCUUCUUUUUCGCAAAAUGCAAACGUGAUCAAUGUUACUUUUAAUUAUGGUGGUGCUCAAACAGAAGAUGAUUAG
Messenger RNA from Rhizophagus irregularis DAOM 181602=DAOM 197198, 444 nucleotides. The record is from RefSeq and is a predicted model, not a curated record. NCBI's taxonomy places the organism in Eukaryota, Fungi, Glomeromycota, Glomeromycetes, Glomerales, Glomeraceae.